CGGCGUUCACGCGGUUCCGGGUACUAAUGUUGGUUUCCCAAGCUGUUUGCAGAGAAACUGAGGCACCGAGAGGGAGCGACUGCUCCCGAAACCCACAGGAAACCCGUUUUCCUUCCUUGGACCCACUGUGAAAGGCUUGGCCUCGGGUCAUCGGCAGUGUCCCCGAAACUCCAAAUUUUUCUGGCAAGGGGGUGGUCAAGGCGACAUUUAGGACUGGAGUGACGGAGCAGUGGCUGUUCUUGUGCCGUGCUACACAGGUGAGGACGUGAAGACUGAGCGUGAACAAGGUCGCGCUUUGGCGGCCGGGAUUUGAACCCGGACUGAGCCCAGCUCUGAGUCCUGCGAGGCCUUGUGGAACCGAGAUGACCCACUCUUUGGUUUGUCCAGAGACAGUGAGCAGGGUGAGUUCGGUGCUGAAUCGUAACACUCGGCAGUUUGGAAAGAAGCACCUGUUCGACCAGGACGAGGAGACCUGCUGGAACUCGGACCAGGGCCCUUCCCAGUGGGUAAUACUGGAGUUUCCCCAGCGCAUCUGUGUCUCUCAGCUGCAGAUCCAGUUCCAGGGGGGCUUUUCCAGUCGCCAGGGCCGCCUAGAAGGUUCUCAGGGGAGUGAGGCUCUUAGCAAGAUUGUGGACUUUUAUCCUGAGGACAACAACUCGCUUCAGACUUUCCCUGUGCCAUCUGCUGAGGUGGACCGGCUGAAAGUGACAUUUGAGGACACCACUGAUUUCUUUGGCCGAGUGGUCAUCUACCACCUGCGGGUGCUAGGGGAGAAGAAGGUGUGAGGCCACUGGGUGGCUGCCUCCUCCGGGAAGUCCUCCGGGAAGCACAGUGAAGUCCUUCAAGUUCUGCACAGAAGGUUUAUUGGUUCCUCUUGGAAAGGGCCCCCUCCCACCAUCUGUCCAGGAGCUGCCUUUGAAGCCAGUUCGGGGUUCCCCCAGAUCUGGGUCGACCAUUUUGUUCCCUGAGUGUCUGAGUCCCUGGCAGACGGCGUUCACUCAGGG
Messenger RNA from Kogia breviceps (pygmy sperm whale), 1004 nucleotides. NCBI's taxonomy places the organism in Eukaryota, Metazoa, Chordata, Mammalia, Artiodactyla, Physeteridae. The record is from RefSeq and is a predicted model, not a curated record.